UAAUUUUUAUUCAGUCAUGUUUAGCCGCUGAUGAUGGCAACUAGAGUGCCGAAACGUACGGUAUUUUUGUAAUAUUUAUCGAAUAAAAGCGUGAAAAAGUGUGGUCAUGAAGACAAUUUCUUUUUCUAAUACAUUCGCCUCACGCGUUACAAUUCUUUUUAUUUGUAGAUAGGUAUAGGAGGAAAAUAAAAAAUGAGGAAUUAUUUUCUCACCUGAAGUAACAUCUUUGUGGGAUGGGAGAUGAAAAAUUCCAACUUUGAAAUAAACAUGAGAAAAUAAAAAUAAUAAUAAUAAUAAAAAUUAAAAAACCCUAUGGAAUCCGAUGAAGAUCCCUUUACUACGUACAACAUAUCUGAAAAUUUGAAACUGCUGGAAAAUGUGGAAGGAAGAGCUCCAUGUCCAAAAUGUAAUAAAUCCAGAAAAUUUUUCUGUUACUCAUGUUACAUUCCAAUGCCAGAAAUUAAAGAUUAUGUUCCUCAAAUUAAGUUGCCUAUUAUUAAAAUUGAUAUAGUGAAGCAUCGUCAAGAAAUAGAAGGCAAAAGUACUUCGGCUCAUGCAGCUAUAAUUGCCCCUAAUCACGUAUCUGUCUUCACUUUUCCUACGAAUGUUCCCACUUAUCCUAACGAUGGAAAAACUGUUCUGAUAUACCCAGGCAAAAAUUCCACUUCAAUAAAAACUUAUUUAGAAACCCACCCUGUUUUAGUGAGGAAAAAAAACGAAAAUGAUACCGAUAAUGUACCUGGUAGAAUUACAAUUGGUGAUAAUGUAGUGGAGUUACCUUUUGAUAAACUUCUAUUUGUUGACGGAACAUGGCGUCAAAGCAGAGCUAUGUUUAGUUGUUUCAAAGAUUUACCUUGCGUAGUGUUACAAACACGUCCUUCUCAUUUUUGGCGUCAUCAAAAAAACAGUCCCAGAUGGUAUUUAGCUACCAUUGAAGCAUUGCAUCAGUCGCUUCAUGAAAUACAUCAGUUUAGUGCCGAUUUAGUAGAUUUACCAAUAUCGGAAUGUCAGAAUAGGGAAUACGAUAAUUUAUUAUUCUUUUUUCGAUUUAUGCAUAAUGUUAUUCAUACGUUAUACGAUCAUGAUGAAUUAUUAUCUUACAGACGACCAAUGAAUUUGUGAUACCUAUUUUCAAUACAUUUUUAUUGUUUUUUUA
Molecule: messenger RNA, 1156 nt
Organism: Planococcus citri (citrus mealybug)
Lineage: Eukaryota; Metazoa; Arthropoda; Insecta; Hemiptera; Pseudococcidae
Product: tRNA-uridine aminocarboxypropyltransferase 1-like
Exons: 6
Coding region: 313-1122 (269 amino acids)
Biological process (GO): tRNA modification
Cellular component (GO): nucleus
Molecular function (GO): tRNA-uridine aminocarboxypropyltransferase activity
Source: RefSeq, a predicted model, not a curated record